AUGAAGUCGACUGUGAACAACAUCAACAAAACACAAAUAAAGAAAGGGGAAAAAGUUGGCUUUGAAUUGGACCUUGCCAGUAUCAACACAAAUGAGUGUGUUCCCGACACAACUAAUUAUUGCACCUCUUGCCACGGCAUUUUAACCCAAAAAGGAUUCUGUCAGAUCUGUCGGGCCCCACACACCAAAAAACCCAUAGAAAUGCAUCACAGUGUCUUGUUAUUAAAAAAGAGUUCUGAGCCAGUGAAAGAGACUGGAAGGACGGUUGUCUUCUGUUUAGAUAAUUCCGGAUCGAUGAGUGGAAAUCGUAUUGAGGCGAUGCGGUCGAACAUCAAAAGGGGUAUUGAUGCAAUGGUUAAGAGUGAGCCCGGUAACCGCGUGUAUGUUGUAACCUUUGAGAGUGAUUGUUUAAUAAUAGGAAACGACGAAUCAAAAAACAAGCCCGUUUCAUCUGAUUUGUCAUUUGAUAGUGUAGUGAAUUGUGCAAAGAGUUAUCCGGAUGUUCCUAUCAUAUCUCAGGUCGAUGAACAAAUGAAAGAACAAGUUGAUAAAAUCGAUGUUGGUGGGAGGACUGCGGGGUUGUCUGGGUUACUGUUGGCGGUAGUCCUUGCUGGUCGAAAACACGACGGCAAAGUGAUAUUUUGUACUGAUGGGAUGAGUAAUAAAGGUAUAGAAUCGACAGACGAGAACAUCAAUAAGAUCAUUAAAUUGACCAGAAAUGUAACUGUUGAUGUUCUCUACUUCAGAGACUGUGAGUCCUUUGUUGGGGCAUAUCGGACGAUAGCAAAUAAAACAUCAGGGAAGGUCAUGUCAAUUGAUUUAAAAGAUUCAACGCAAAAGAUGGAAUUUGCUGUGAAGACACGCACCGUUGGUGAAAAUGCAAAGCUUGACAUUUUCACUGCACAGUGCGCCAAACAAAUUAAGACGAUGUCCUUCCCAAAAAUAUAUGACUCUACUCCAAUCACCUUCGAGUGUGAAAUUGACAACGUUAAUACUUUUAAUGAACUCAAUUCCUUUGUCGUCCAAGCCAAACUAUCGUUCCAGGCCAAAGCUGUCGAUUACAUUGCAGUAUUUGAAAUUUCCGUCGACAUCACCGAGUUCAUUUCCGAGGAAAAUACCUCUGUUGUGAUAUCCACUUCAAUGAACAAAAUUUAUCAAUUGAAUGAACAACAAAAGUAUGACGACGCCAUUAUUGAACUGAAGCGUCUGGAGAGUUUCAAGUUUGACGUGAACCAAGAUGAACUCGACCAAUUCAAAGGCCUGAUCCCAGUCCUUAUUGAAUAUUUCAAUAACGCCAAAAAGGGUGAUAUAAGUGCCAAACAAAAUAUUACAUCAGUGCUCAGUUAUAUGAAAGAUAUGAAAGCGUCAGACAUUAUUUCUUCACAUUAA
Entamoeba invadens IP1 is the source of this 1389-nucleotide messenger RNA. RefSeq lists its product as hypothetical. The transcript has a single exon. The coding region runs from base 1 to 1389 and encodes 462 amino acids. The record is from RefSeq and is a predicted model, not a curated record. Lineage: Eukaryota; Evosea; Mastigamoebida; Endamoebidae.